AGGUCUUUAUUUUAAACCCAGUUGAGUCAGACUCUUAAUGACAAACAGGUUAGGGUUAAAUAACAAUACAUAUUGUUGUAAAUUAUUCAAAACUGUUUAAUCUCUAUAAUUUAUUUUUUUGUUUUCAUGCAAUUGUUUUUACAAGUUUGUAAAAAUGAAUAACAAUAACAGCAACAAUUAUUAUUAUUUCCAUUCUCAUUUAGCAAACUAAUCAACUUUUAUUUAGUUAUAUAUUUUAUUUAUUAUUUAUUUUGUCCCUGUCAGUGAAAAUAUUUUUUUUCCCCACAGAGAUGUAUGUAAACUAUAAGACCUGUUUUGGUCAGGCAGCAGCGCUGUAACCUGCCGGGGGCUGAUGUAUUUUUACUCGUCUGGUGAAUUUGGUGUCUCCCCCCUCCCCCACAGACGCUCUCCGCUCUGUUCAGUUUUAACGGAUCUCGGAAGUUUCAGAUGAGCCCUUAAAAAAAGAAAUAAAAAAAGGAAAAAACUGAAAACACUGUCUGUCUAUUGUUCCGCCGAGGCGCCUCGGCCGGUGCACUACCUGUGCGGGCGGCGCGGGGGCGCUGCAGAGCGGCCAGGGCCCGCGGCCUCGCUCGGGUCUUUUUGUUUGAGAACUGGAUCCCGCUUCACAGUGUGUGUGUGAGAGAGUGUGUAUGCCGCCGCGUCUGUAGCACACUGUCAAAACCACUCCAAAACCAACACGUCCAGCAGCCAGCACGGUCUUCAUUUUUACAUCUCGCGCCAUGGCAACGCUGGUGUGCCGUUGAAUCCGAGCGCUAUUCCGAUGUUUUGGCCGAAGUUAGAGCGGGCUCGGAUCAGGUCUGUUUUCUGUGCGGCUCCUCUCAACAGUCCUCAUUAGCUGAGAGCUGGCGCUCUGCUCUCCCUUCGCCGUUUCUUUAACUUUUUAAACACUCAGCCUCGCGAAUGACUGAGCGCCGCCGGAGCAUGGGAUCCCCGGCGUCGUAGGAAGCGAAGCAGUCCGGGUUUUGACCGCUUUUGAGGAUCCGAAACGAUGGCAAAUUCGACGGGAAAAAGCCUGCCCGAGCAGCGGAGGAAAGGACUAGCUUUCCUGGACGAGCUGCGGCAAUUUCACCAAAGCAGAGGGUCGCCGUUUAAGAAGGUCCCGCUGGUGGGUGGAAAGGAGCUGGACCUGGGCGCUCUCUACUCGAGAGUCGUCUCUUUAGGUGGAUUCGCUAAGGUCUCUGACAAAAACCAGUGGUCUGAACUUGGCGAAGAGUUUAAUUUCCCGAGGAGUUGCUCCAACGCUGCUUUUGUUUUAAAACAGUACUACCUUCGCUAUUUAGAGAAGUACGAGAAGGUCUAUCACUUUGGAGAAGAUGACGAGGAGGUGCAGCCUGGGAACCCCAAACCAUCGCUUCCAAUCGGUGCAAUACCCUGCUCGUACAACUACCAGCAACACAGUGUGUCAGACUAUCUCCGCCAAAGCUAUGGACUGUCGACUGAUUUCGUCCCUCCAUGCGACUACAACAAACUGGUGCUGUCCCUGCUGUCAGGGCUUCCUAAUGAGGUGGACUUCGCCAUCAAUGUGUGUACGCUGCUGUCCAAUGAGAGCAAGCACACCAUGCAGCUGGAGAAAGAGCCCAAACUCAUCACGUUGCUGCUGGCGCACGCAGGGGUUUUUGAUGACUCAUUAGGUAGCUUCUCUGCUGUAUUUGGCAUGGACUGGAGGGAGAAAACUUCCAGAGAUUUUGCAAAGUUUUGGAAAGAUGUAGUGGAAGACAAUGAAGUAAAAGAUCUCAUCUCAGACAAGAGCUGCACACCACAAGUUUCAUUCUUCUCUUCAGAUACGUCAGAGUACAGUGAUGUGCGGGCGUUGCUUUUCCGCCCUCCGCGUAACAUGGGGAUCAGUGAUGUGGAGGGCCAGCGUGUGCUCCAGGUGGCCAUCAUCCUAAGGAACCUGUCCUUUGAGGAGGCCAACGUCAAACUGCUGGCAGCUAAUCGCACCUGUCUGCGCUUCCUCCUCCUCUGUGCGCACUGCACAUUCGUCUCGCUACGGCAACUGGGCCUUGAUACGCUGGGAAACGUAGCAGGAGAGCUUCAGCUAGAUCCAGUGGAUUUUCGAACAACUCACCUAAUGUUCCACACAAUUACAACGUGUCUAAUGUCAAGGGACCGCUUUUUGAAAAUGAGAGCGAUGGAGAUCCUGGGCAACUUAAGCAAGGCAGAAGAUAAUGGAGUACUAAUCUGCGAGUAUGUGGACCAGGACUCCUAUCGGGAGGUGAUCGCCCUGCUAACCUUGCCAGACAUCAUGCUUGUGAUCGCUUCCCUGGAAGUGCUUUACCAGCUCACCGAGCUUGGCGAAAUCACCUGCUCCAAAAUCGCUUCUGUGGAGAGGAGCAUAGAUCUGCUGGUUCGGUUAGUGUCUGUGGACUUGCACACAUUUGGGCCUGAUGCUCUGACUGCCAUUAAGCUGAUUGAGCAUCAGAGUGCAAGUAGCCAGGCUGCAGAGGUACGACCACAGCUCGUAGAGCAGGUACCUCCUCCCAUGCAAGGCACACCUGUUCCAGUGACAAGAGUACCUGUUCAGUCUACCCCUCCUCCAGGGAUUGUGGAGGUAGAUGGAGAAAAGUUUACAACUCAGUGGCUGAGUGCUCAUUAUGAGGUGCAUGCAGAAGGCUCCGUCUCUCGUUCUGAAAUGUACUCUGACUACUUGGCAACCUGCAGCAAGAUGGCACGUGGUGGUGUUUUAACCUCCAAUGGUUUUUACAAAUGCUUGAGGACAAUAUUCCCUAAUCAUACGGUAAAGCGUGUUGAGGACUCUAGGGUGAAUGGCCAGGCUCAGAUCCAUGUAGCUGGUAUAAGAAAGAGGGCAAUUCCUCUUCCUGUUCAACUGUAUUACCAGCAACACCAGCAGCAACAGCAGCAACAGGCUAGUCCUACACCAGGGCCCAAGACAGAGGCUCCAACAGAGCCUUCACAACAUGCCCACUCAGGCUUGCCCUCUAGCGUGGGUGGGCAGUUUGUCCGGGCACCAGCACCAAGCCUUACUGCCGGUCAGGCAGCACCACCGGUGGCCUUCAACAUGCACGGAGCACCACAUAUUCCUCAUCAUGCUCCCAACGCUCCUGUGCCAGCUCAUGCUGGUCCACGGCUCCCACUGAACCCACCGGUACAAGCUCCGACACCUCCAUGCCCAGAAGCUCCCCCACCCUCAUGUCCAGCUGCUCCAUCUCCACGGCCCAAUGAUAUCCUGAAGACAGCCAUGAUGCAGAGCUCCAUCCCCACAGCCCCAGCUGCACCUAACCAUAGCACUGUCCCUACAGCCUCCACACCUCAGCAGGCCCUGCUACACCAUGCUCCGGUCACAUUAAUCCAGCAGGGGAUGCCACAGGGACACAUAUUUACAGGCAGAGUACAGGGACCUUGUUCUCCCUUGGGCCAGCAACGCCUUCCUGCCCCACAGGGCCAGCUGAGUGCCACGACACAGGAAGCUGUUAUGCUAGCCUCUCCUCAGUACGCGAGUGCUCCUGGCACGCCGUUGGUGGCAGGAGGACAGGUGUUCACCGUAACAGGUGUACAAAAUACUCAAGGGCCUCGUGUGACCUUCCAGAACAUUGCUCCCAAACCUGCCCCACAGGCACAGCAACCUCAGCAGCACCAACAACCGCACCAACAGACGCAGCAGCAACAGCAACAAAGCUUAGUCAUUGUUAGCCCUAACCCACCACCCAGCCCUGCUUUCGCCCCAGCCAUUCACCAGAUUGUGCUUGCUAAUCCCUCAGGCAUGCAAAAUGCCCAGACCAUCCAGCUGUCAGGGCAGCCCACUUCCUCUCCUCAACCUGCUUCUUCACCUGGACAGUCUGCGUCCUGUCCUGGUCCACAGGUGCUGGCUCCUCCUUCAACUCCUGUCCAGGGACAGGGCCCACCUCCCACUGUUGGUCAGAUGCUAUCUGUUAAACGGCAACAGCAGCAGUUUCAGAUUAAUACUUCUCCUCCUCCCCCACCACCUCCUCCACUGCCUCCUCCUACAGUCCCCCCACAGCCUGCAUCUACAGAGUCCAGUCUGAUCAAACAGUUAUUGCUUCCAAAGCGUGGCCCUACCACGCCUGGAGGGAAGCUUAUUCUCCCAGCCCCCCAGGUCCCUUCACCUGCCAGCACCAGGGCGCCUAGUCCACAGGUAAUGUACCAGGUAACGAACAGUGGCCAGGGAGCGCCCCAGGCACCACAACUUAGUGUGCAACUGCUGCAAGGCUCCUUGUCAGGUGCAGGUGCCGUACAGACUGUGCCCAUCUCGAUCCUGCCUGGGCAAAUCCUCUCCACCUCCAACUCUGCCACGAUCUUACAGGCCACACCCAGCAACCAGGUCACCUUCACAGUAGUGCCAAACUCUAGCUUCCCCAACGCUGCUGCUAACAACCAGGGAGCACCAUCGUCUCUGGUCUCUCCGACUGGUCUGACCAUCAACACAUCACCCCCUGCACAUGGUCUGCAGCUGACCCCACCCCUGCCACCUUCAGUAGCUACCUGCACAUCGCCUGUUCCACCUUUUAUAGGUGACAAAAUUAUCUGCCAAAAGGAGGAGGAGGCAAAGGACGCCACAGGUCUCCACAUCCACGAACGAAAGAUUGAGGUGAUGGAGAACUCCAUGGUAACGGAGGGCUCCACCAAAGCCAGCAAUGGACAACCUAUGGAAGUGGAUGAACCUGGGGUCAAGCUGGUAAAUGGAAAGAACUCGAGUCUACCUCCGUACCACUCAGGGAACAACCAACAAGAAGCCCUGCAGGGCACACAGGCGCUCAACGGCCCUACGGUACAGGGCAGUGACAGUACGGUAAAGCAGACAUCAGGAGGCUCACCCUCUGAACCAAGGAAGCUCUUGGUAAAUGGUGUCUGUGACUUUGAACGAGAUGCUACAACUGGUGCCCAUCCAAGCAAAAACAUUCCAAAUCAUAAAGCUUCCAAAUAUAUGGGCAAUGGGGAGGUGCUGCUGCCUCAGAAAGUACAUGACUCUCUUUCACCUCAGCAGGGCACUGCCAAAGCAGAGCAGCCAGAACGCCUGGCCAACGGGCCCAAAAGCUCAAGUCAUGGUGCUGAGAUUUCCAAUGGCCCCUCAGCCCAGAACUCAGACUUGCCGGCCCUGAAACAGCAGCACCCACCUCACAACCACUCCUCGCCGCCCCCUGUAUCUUCACCCAGUACGCAGAACCCCCCUGGAACAGAGCCCCCCACCAACGGCACAUCUGAGGGCAGAGCCCUGAAGAGGCCUGCAGAGGACUGCGACCGGGGUGCAGCAGCCUCUGGGAUUCCCAGCAAGAUGGGCGUGCGGAUAGUGACCAUCAGUGAUCCCAACAACGCUGGCAACAGUUCUACGAUGGUGGCAGUCCCGGCAGGUGCAGACCCAAGCACAGUAGCAAAAGUAGCAAUAGAAAAUGCAGCGCAGCAGAGGCCCAGUGUUCCCAACACCCUUCCUGAAACAACCACUCCGCAGCCGCCUGUAUCAACACAGUCCCCACCCCCAGCAGUUCCAUCUACACAGGCAGCCAAUCAGAGUCCAGCUCCUUCUGCUGAGGGCCCUCAAGCAGCAGCGCUCCCUCCAGAACACACUCGCAAACCUGGGCAGAAUUUCAAAUGCCUAUGGCAGGCCUGUAAACGGUGGUUUGAAACACCUUCGCAGGUGUUCUAUCAUGCGGCUACACUGCACGGCAGCAAAGACGUUUACCCCGGACAAUGCCAGUGGGAAGGCUGUGAACCCUUUCCACGGCAGAGACUUUCCUUCAUCACGCAUUUACAGGACAAGCACUGCUCGAGGGAAGCCCUUUUAGCUGGACUUAAGCUGGAGGAACAAACACAAGGCAGCAAUCCCAAUACUUCCAAGUCUCCUCCACUGGCGGGCGGUAGUCCAGCUCCUCCCAGGCCGCAAAAAGCUAUAGUCAAUCACCCCAGUGCGGCUCUAAUGGCCCUGCGCCGCGGCUCACGCAACCUGGUGUUCAGGGACUUCACUGAUGAUAAAGAGGGACCAAUGACCAAACAUAUUAGAUUAACUGCUGCCUUAUCGUUAAAGAACAUCGCCAAGUAUUCAGACUGUGGACGAAAGUUGGUAAAGCGGCAUGAGAACCACCUCUCUGUUCUGGCACUCAGCAGUAUGGAGGUUUCCACCACACUUGCUAAAUGCCUUUACGAACUCUCACGCUCUCUACAGGCUUGAUCCCAGCUGAACCCAAAAAAAACAUUCAAAUGGAAAAAAAGAAAUUUCGUCCUCCGCCGGCACGCAAGGUGCUUGGCGUUCACAGACGCGGGCGAUGCCUCUCCUCCCCUCACACCACUCCCUCCAUUCCAUUCUCUGUGCGUUGGGAUUUCUGCACCACCACUCAAUCCCCCUCACCCCCUCACUUACAAACUGCCACGGGUCUUCCACCAGCCACUCAGAAACCAGCGCACGCUCAACUUUCUAAACGAGCCACCUCUCCACCCCCACCCCGAGAACAAGCCGCCUCUCCGCCCCCAGCCCGAAUGAGCACAUUUUUAUUUCUGGUCCUGGAGGAAAGGUGGUUGGGGCGGGGGAUUCGGAUCGGGUGAGAGGAGGUGUGGGGGGGGUCUGUGGAUGAGGGGGUGGAGCAGGGGCAAACAGGUGUGGCUAGAUUGUUUUUGUUUUUUCUUUAGAACUUGAUAGCUUUGGUUUUCUUACUUGAGCCGAUUAUAUUUUCACUUAUUUAUUAUUGAAAUAAAUACCAAUAUGAUUAAAUGAGAAAAAAAAAAUCUUGUAAAUAUUUGUGAAUAAAUAUAAAGUAAAAAAAGAAAAAAAAGAUAUCAUCUUUCAUGCCGCUGCAGCCACUGGAGAGUUCACUCUGUGGAGUAUCAGAAGCAUUAUCUUGGUAGUUUCUUUUUUUUUUCUUAUUAUUUUUUUGGAUCCCUGGUUACUUGUAUAAGAUGUGAUUCUAUACUCAGCAGUGGAUGAAUGUACUUAAAAACGUGUAAAUAUUCUACAAAGGUACUGAUGCUGUAAAGUUUAGGGAGGGGGAUGGGGAACAGGUUUUUUGUGGAACUGUGAUAUUUUUUUUUUCUUUCCUUUUUUUUUCUUUUCCAUUUUUGUACUAUUAUAACUUGUAGAACUCAUUUUGCUGGCUGAAAGAGUAUGGAAUAAUAUAUCUCAUGUUAUUUUGUAGAAGAGCAAAAAAAAAUCACAAAAAAAUACACAAAUAUUGAAGGUAUUUUCCCCCCCUCUGACAUGUAUCCACUAUAAGCGUCACUGUACGAGCCCUCUGCCCGUACUCAAUUCUUUUUGUAUUUGUAAAUUGGUUUAAAUACAUGGAGUUUUAUACAGGUUUUCUCCUGUGUUAUUUGCUUUCUGUGCAUAUGAUAUUUUCCUCCCUACCUUUUUUCUAUCUUAAUAUAGUGUGGAAUUUUAUCGUACUAUUUUUUCAUUCUUAAUACCAUGCCACAUUCCGGCUCCCUGCUUCCCGGGCUGUCCUCCCUACAGUGUGUCGUGUAACAUUUAUAACUGCCUGUUGUGUUAGCAUCCGAGCAGGGGCUCUCCCCCUCACCAUUUCUGCAGUGUCAGUAGGGUGUGCGAUAUAUACAUAUACCUAACAGUCUGUUCUAGGUUGGCUUAAUUUACUUGGGUGACUGUUUAUAGUUUUUAAAUAAAAGACUGAACAUUUUUUGC
Molecule: messenger RNA, 7621 nt
Organism: Astyanax mexicanus (Mexican tetra)
Lineage: Eukaryota; Metazoa; Chordata; Actinopteri; Characiformes; Acestrorhamphidae
Gene: arid2
Product: AT rich interactive domain 2 (ARID, RFX-like)
Exons: 21
Coding region: 1010-6163 (1717 amino acids)
Biological process (GO): regulation of DNA-templated transcription
Cellular component (GO): SWI/SNF superfamily-type complex
Molecular function (GO): DNA binding
Source: RefSeq, a predicted model, not a curated record